Diachasmimorpha longicaudata is the source of this 611-nucleotide messenger RNA. Its product is annotated as gem-associated protein 6-like. The transcript has 2 exons. Gene Ontology annotation, biological process: spliceosomal snRNP assembly; spliceosomal complex assembly. Gene Ontology annotation, cellular component: nucleus; SMN complex. Bases 25 to 525 code for a protein of 166 amino acids. The record is from RefSeq and is a predicted model, not a curated record. Lineage: Eukaryota; Metazoa; Arthropoda; Insecta; Hymenoptera; Braconidae.
CAGGUCUUUCGAGAACCGAGGGAAAUGGCAAAUGAAGAUGAAACAAAGUAUUCUCACCGGAUUUAUAAGAAUAAUCCACUUCAGUAUAAAAAUUACGUUGAUAAGCGAGUGAAAAUUACUGGAAAGGACUCUAGUGUACACGAGGGCAUUGUUUACACUGUGGAUCCAGUGUCUGAGAGUGUCAUAUUGAUGAAUUCCAACAAAUCUGGCGAUUACCACGCAGAAGUGGUGAUCGGAGACUCCAUAAAGUCCAUCGAGAUCUUGCAGGACUCAGAGGAGCAGCUGCCAGAAUUAUUCCUCAGCAAAAAAUGCGAAAUAUCUGUUCCUGAAAUCCAGAAGAGGAAAGAAGAAUUAAUGAAGUUAUUGGUUGAGAGCAGAAUGCCAGUAGUGGACGAGGGUGACGUCCUGAUGAUCCCGGGAGUAGUCUCCAUAGAAGCCCCAUAUAAUCCCGAAAACUGUGUCUGCGUAAACCCUGUCAUAAUGACCAGAAUCCAGGGCAUCCUGUCUCAAAUGAAAAACAGGUGAUAAAAAAUACAAGUCUAGAUGUUGUCAGGUUCAUUUAUUUGAUUAUGGUAAUGUUAUAAUAAAUAAUCGUAUGGAAAUACUAUAAA